This is a messenger RNA of Calidris pugnax (ruff), 887 nucleotides long. RefSeq names its product upstream stimulatory factor 1-like. Bases 57 to 887 code for a protein of 276 amino acids. Gene Ontology annotation, biological process: regulation of transcription by RNA polymerase II. The record is from RefSeq and is a predicted model, not a curated record. Gene Ontology annotation, molecular function: RNA polymerase II cis-regulatory region sequence-specific DNA binding; DNA-binding transcription factor activity, RNA polymerase II-specific; protein dimerization activity. The transcript has 8 exons. NCBI's taxonomy places the organism in Eukaryota, Metazoa, Chordata, Aves, Charadriiformes, Scolopacidae.
GGGUACCGUUGAGUCGCCAGCCGCCCCCCGCAGCCCCCGGCGUGUCCCGGCAGGUGAUGUACCGGGUGAUCCAGGUGGCGGACGGACAGCUGGACGGACAGACGGAGGGCACCAGCGCCAUCAGCGGGUACCCCGCCACCCAGUCCAUGACACAGGCCGUCAUCCAGGGCGCCUUCACCAGCGAGGACGCGGUGGAGACGGAGGCGGCCGCCACCGAGACCCACUACACCUAUUUCCCCACCGCGGCGGUGACCGACACCGGCACCUCGGGGGGCGCGGGGACCACCGCCACCGCCGUCGUCACCACCCAGAACUCCGAGGCCCUGCUGGGGCAGCCCACCCCCACGGGGCAAUUCUUCGUGAUGAUGUCACCGCAGGAGGUGCUGCAGGGGGGGACGCAGAGGUCCAUCGUCCCCCGUGCCCACCCCUAUUCCCCGAAGUCGGAGGCACCGAGGGCCACCCGGGACGAGAAACGCCGGGCGCAGCACAAUGAAGUGGAGCGCCGGCGCCGGGAUAAAAUCAACAACUGGAUUGUGCAGCUCUCCAAGAUCAUCCCCGACUGCUCCAUGGAGAACACCAAAUCGGGGCAGAGCAAAGGGGGGAUCCUCUCCAAAGCCUGCGACUACAUCCAGGAGCUGCGGCAGAGCAACCACCGCCUCUCCGAGGAGCUGCAGGGCCUCGACCAGCUCCAGAUGGACAACGAGGUCUUGAGGCAGCAGGUGAUGUGUCCUGGGGGGGUCCUACGGGGGGGGGUUGGUGGCAUCUCCAGCAGUGGUGGCAUCUCCGGGGCUGGUGACAUCUCUGGGGCUGGUGGUACUUCCAGCAGUGGUGGUAUCUCCAGGGCCUGGCGGCAUCUCCAGCAGUGGUGGUAUCUCCAGGUCUGGUGA